AUGACUGCAAACUUAUGCAAAAAAUGCAUCGUCAUCCAGUUUAAUGAUGAGCUUCUCGAGCCUCCUGUUGUGGAGGAAGUUGUGAAGCAAGAUGGGGAGUCCUCAACUUUGAGCCUGUCACCUGAGAAGUAUCAGAGUGUGUCCCUUGACUAUCAAGUUAUUGAUACCUUACCAGAGUUACCGUUAUUGAAGGAGAGCGAAAAUCUGGGCUGUACCUUUUGUUCACUCCUACGGCACGAAAUCAUCCGGGCAGGGUUUGACUACCAUGGUUCAUUGGAAAUACAACUUGAGUAUUAUUGGGGGCACAGUAGCUUUCCAACACUUGGGCUUGGAGCUUUGUUAGCAAAGCUAUACUGGCGACCCGAUAUCCCGUCUAUCCCGCCUGCUUCACCCCCACCAGAUGUUCUACGUGACUGCAUUAUAUUCGCCCUUGAGACAGAUGACACGUCUGUUGCCUCUUGGUUACGCAUUCCUCGACUUAGGAAACGAGAUGUACUCUGUGAAGAGAAUAUUCAAUUCAUGAAGGAAGCCAUCAACAAAUGCACGUCAGAGUGCUCUCACCUCGAAAAGACUGGUUUCCUUCCAACUCGUCUUCUAUAUCUCGGGCCCGACCUAGAUUCCCGCAGCAUACGGCUAAUAAACUGCCAAGAUAUAACUGAAAGUUCUUUUGACGGUAAAAGCCACCUAAAAUACGCGGCUUUAAGCUACUGCUGGGGCUCGCCAAGUGACGGGGAAAAUCAACUAUGCACCACAUCCGACAGCCUGGAGGCAAGGAUGGCCGGCAUUGGUGAAAACUCAAUGCACCCCGUUCUCCGAGAUGCAAUCAUGGUCUGUCGAGCCCUAUCGGUUCAUUAUCUAUGGGUUGAUUGCUUGUGCAUUGUACAGGACGACGUCUCUGACUGGGAGAGCGAGAGUGAAUCUAUGGCUUUUAUUUAUAGCCACGCUCUGGUCACAAUUUGCGCUUUGAGUUCAAACUCUGGAUUUGAGACAUUUUUAAAGAGAGAUCGAAGACAUGUCCCGAUCCCGUUCUCCUCUCAGAUUAACCCCAGCAUUGUUGGUCAGUACAGCCUGGUCGCGUCGGGUACUUGCCGUGAGUGGGAACUCUAUGGCUGGCCGGCAUUGGAUGUGGACCAUUCUCGAUGGAAUAGCAGAGGUUGGACUCUUCAAGAAUCCCUAAUGUCUCCAAGAAAGUUGUUCUUCGGAGAGUCGAUGAUACACUUCCAGUGCGACCACAUCUGUGCCUCUGAGACUGGAUACUACGAAGACCGUGAAUUUGACUGUGAAUCAGAUCACUAUUUGAUGGAUCUUGAGGAAUGGGACGUGAAGAUACAAUGGGAUUACGGAUGCCGAGAGUAUACCAAUGUUAGAGACACACUGCCGGGAUUGUCUGGGAUGGCCAAGUAUGUGUCGAACGCAGUGGGCGAUCGAUAUCUCGCGGGGUUGUGGGAGAGAGACCUGCCAUACGCAUUAAUGUGGUUUCCCUACUGCCACGCAAACACCGAGGAUCACGUACCUCUGAAAGAGCUCGUCGAUAGAUUAUGCUACCCGAACCCAUAUAUUGCACCAUCAUGGAGCUGCACCCGGCCACUUGGGGUAAGAGUUGAUUAUGGGUUGACAUAUGCGCGACCGCCAUUCUUUAGGAACCUAGUAUCAGCGGAAGCCUGCAUUACCGAGACACGAAUCACCCCAAAGGGAGAAAAUAUCUUUGGAGAAAUCCAAGACGGGGUGAUGCGAAUACGGGGACGCGUAGCAAAUGUGCCCGCUGACAUUGUCCCUCUUGACUGUUACCGACCGCUCCCGAAAUUAUGGCACAUUCAAGACCAAGGUCGCAUCAUCGCUUACUGCAACAUCGACUGUUUACCAAAAGAAAAGGUGGUUCCUGGAAGCGAGCUUUUAAUGUUGAUGCUCAUGAGCUCUGACGGGACUCGUUCUUGGGAAGCUCUGAUUCAACAGUUCAACCGCGAUCGCGAGUAUAGGAGCUCCCCAACUGAAGAUGAGAGUUCAAAUGAUGGAUCAUCAGUUGCUAGCUCAGAAGAACUUGAGGACAGCGACGAAGGAGAAGAGGACAGCGACAAAGGAGAAGAGGACAGCGACAAAGGAGAAGAGGACAAUGAGGGUGGCACUCUGCCUGCUCAAAUUUUUCAUGGCUAUAGAACAGAUUAUCGAAUCCCGCAUGGUAGGAACGUGUACGGUCUUCUCUUGCAUCCGGCUCGCGAACCUGGGAGAUUUGUCCGCGUGGGCGUCUGGGCGUCUGUGGCGGGAGAUGGUGUGGGAAUAAGUUAUUUCGAGCAAUUUGACAACAGAGAAGUUGAGAUAGUUUAA
Molecule: messenger RNA, 2322 nt
Organism: Clonostachys solani
Lineage: Eukaryota; Fungi; Ascomycota; Sordariomycetes; Hypocreales; Bionectriaceae
Source: the annotation of a GenBank genome assembly